This is a messenger RNA of Ixodes scapularis (black-legged tick), 2983 nucleotides long. Its product is annotated as glycine receptor subunit alpha-1. Gene Ontology annotation, biological process: nervous system process; regulation of membrane potential; signal transduction. Gene Ontology annotation, molecular function: transmembrane signaling receptor activity; chloride channel activity; extracellular ligand-gated monoatomic ion channel activity. The record is from RefSeq and is a predicted model, not a curated record. Lineage: Eukaryota; Metazoa; Arthropoda; Arachnida; Ixodida; Ixodidae. Gene Ontology annotation, cellular component: neuron projection; membrane; synapse. Bases 1 to 1656 code for a protein of 551 amino acids. The transcript has 11 exons.
AUGACGAUGGGAAAGUCCGGUCUGGCGGGGCUGGUGACGUCCCCUCCCCCCGCCCGGGCUGGGAGCCCCGCCCUGCUUCCGCUGCGGCUGGCAACGCUGGCCGUCAUCGCCGUCUUUACACUGGCGGCCACGGCGAGCGUAGACGCCGAGCUGGAGCCCUCCUGCCCGGCCUUCCGGGAGCACAGAUGUCAUGCCAGCCCAAUAUUAGAGGAAGUGAUCCCGGCUAGCUACCACAAAUCUGAAGCUCCCGUAUCAAAAAAUGGAGGCCCUGUCAAGGUGUAUGUGUCUUUCCAGGUCAUGGACAUCGAUGACAUCAGCGAAGAGAGCAUGGCCUUUCGCCUGCACAUGUUUGUGGUGGACUUGUGGAAGGACGACCGACUCAACCUCACAAGGUUUCUGCAAGACUCCGGGCCGAAGUCGUCGUCGCCGACGCCGGAGACACUGAGGGAAGGUGCUCGCAGAGGACGUCACGAUCCUCGUGUGCUACCGGAAGAAGUCCGCGACGCCGUGUGGAAGCCAGACCUUAUCUUCGUCAACUCCAAAAACGGAUACUUGUUCGAACACUCGGUGCCCAACACCUUCCUCAAGGUCCUCAACACUGGACACAUCUACAGGUCCUCGAGGUAUCUCUUCCAAGUGGACUGCCUGAUGGAACUCCAAAAGUAUCCCAUGGACACCCAGAACUGUUACCUCAAGGUCGGACUCAUGUCGACGCCCGAAGACCUGGCUACGUUACAUUGGAUGGAUGACGAGUCGAGCCCGCAGAGGAACUUUUCGACGGCCAUUCGUCUCCUAGAAGACAUCAAACCUUUACAGUUCUUCUUGGACGUUCCUGUUACGCAUUCGGCAACAGAAGCCUGGAUGUUUGAGAACUAUACGUACCUGUACGCAAACUUCACUUUCGUGCGCCGCCUGACGGCGUCCAUUGUAAACACGUACAUUCCGAGUGGUCUCGUGGUGGCCCUGUCUUGGCUCACCUUCUGGCUUGACGUGUCCGCCGUUCCGGCACGCAUCACCCUGGGAGUCACCUCCAUCCUCACUCUGGCGACUCAGGUAGUACAGUCAAGGAGUUCCCUUCCACCCGUGGACUACAUCAAGGCCGUAGACGUGUGGUUAUUCGUCUGCCUCGUCAUGGUCUUCGCGUCACUCCUUGAGUACGCCGUAGCAUACAACCUGGAGAAGAUUCUCGCCAUGGAACGGAAGCGCAAGCCAGAACCUCAACGGACAGCAAUUCACGUGACGCCGUCGUCACGCGUGACACCUAGCGCCUGGCAGCGUGACAACGUAGGCCCGACACAAAACUCGAUCAACCAUGUCCCAGCAACCCCGGUUGCCAACGACGUCGCUAACGCCGGCAGCGCUCUCCUGGCCAGCGUCAGCGAAGGGAACUACCCGACCCUCGCUACGCCGUCGGUGGUGUCGUUGAACGUCACGAACUCGGUGCCCAGGUCCGUCAACAGCGUAACUGUCAUACAGCCUGCCACCAACAAUAAUGCCAGGACCGUCAAAACAGGACGUCGCCGACUUUUUCAGCGUAGCUUCACCCUUGGCCAGCUCUGGCAGAAGACGAACGUCCUUGACAAGGUGUCCAGGAUUGGAUUUCCAGCUGUGUUCUUUCUCUUUAUGCUUGUUUACUGGUCGUAUUAUCUGCGCUGAACCAUGUCAAAUACUCUACCAAAUGACCUAUGUUGGAUACGGACAUAUAAUACGUUUACACUGGAGCUGAGACUGCAGCCAUUGCCACAAACCUAUGUUGGAUACGGACCUAUGUUGGAUACCCAUGUUGGAUACGGACCUAUGUUGGAUAUCCAUGUGACCACGUAUGGAUACGGACCUAUGUUGGAUACCCAUGUGGUCACAUGGAACAUAGGUCCGUAUGGAUACCCAUACGGACCUAUGUUGGAUACCACAAACCUAUGUUGGAUACGGACCUAUAAUCCGUUUAAACUUGAGCUGAGACUGCAGCCAUUGCCACAAACACAAGAGCUCGAGGUAUCUGCUUUGAAGCGUUCUUCCGAAGAACAUGCGCACAUGCUAGAAAUGCACGCCUCAUAACCGAGAGCGCGGGAUAGCUCGCGCUUGUAGCUUUGGCGACAGUCUCAGCUUAAGGCUGAACGACGUAAGUGUUACAUCGAAACACACGCACAUGCACACACACAUUCACACAGAUAUUCACACACACACACAAGAAAAUGCCACCAGUUAAUGCAGGCAAAAUAUAAAGAAAACUAAUAUUCAAAACCUGCUGAGUACGUUUCUCUUUUUGGCUGGAGAAAAUAGAAUAAGAAGGCCUUAUGGUUGAUAUAAUUAAUUUAUCGAGGUCAAGAUAGGUCGCUAGGAGUACAAGUCUGUACUCUCAGUACAUUUACUCCACGGUCGCAGUUCUCCCUCAAACAGUGACAACACGAAUCAGCCCUUAAAAUUGCCAUAUAAAAAUCUACAUUUCGUUUUGCCAUUGGUCAAAACGCAGUCAAAGGCUAGAGGACAAACGAACACAGACGCAUAUACUAAAUGGGCAGGGUAAUGACGAAUUAAUUGAUUUAGAUUAGGUCAACCAAUGAUAACGCACGAAAAGGAAGAUGAUAAACUCCGUGAGAUUGAGAUUUUGACGCUGAUUUAUUGGCUUUAAUAACUUGAACCUUCAGCUGCGGCUUGACUUAACGCGAAACGAAGUGUAGCAAACUGCAAGAAUUAGCCGAAAGAUAAAACAAGUGAUUAGACAACAGAUAAGCAUGGGUGAAGAACCUAAUUGUUUCUGCCAAAACAAUAUUACAAAAAAAAAACAAAAAAACCUCACCGUAAAGAACAAUAGUUCGCCAUAUAUUCCUCUUCAAAGGGAGCAUAUCGCAGCAAGGCCAGAUGACGCUUAGUUCUUUUUGAAGGAAUGGUUGAGGUACAGCAAAUCAAACGGUAAGAACAUUUUAAGAUUGAUGCAUGCAAAAGAAAAGUGCUCUGAAGGUUGGACAUGAUUGUAAACCUGAGA